This is a messenger RNA of Entamoeba histolytica HM-1:IMSS, 1362 nucleotides long. RefSeq lists its product as uncharacterized. The record is from RefSeq and is a predicted model, not a curated record. The coding region runs from base 1 to 1362 and encodes 453 amino acids. Lineage: Eukaryota; Evosea; Mastigamoebida; Endamoebidae. The transcript is spliced from 2 exons.
AUGGCUUAUCUUAAAGAAUAUUAUCAACAAAAUUUAGUUCAAUUUCAUAAAGUUGGAUUAAAACUUCAAAAUGCACCAGAAAAUGAAAAUGAAGUUGUUGUUGAAUCUGAUGUAGAUUUUCAAAUUGAUGGAAAGGAAUAUCUUGUUUUUUUCAAUAACCAUUUAAGGGAAAUAAAUACAGUUUUAAAUCAUUGGUUAGAAAUUGAAUUUUCAGAAAAUGGGAUUAUUAUGCCAAAUAUUCUUAAAAGUGAUAUUAGAUGCAUUUCAGAGACGGGAGAGCCAAGUACGAUAGAAAGGUUCUUAACUUCUUUAAUUCCAAUUUAUGGACAAUAUCAAGAAAUUCGUUGUUAUUGUAAUAUUUUAAUGAGAGCUUUAUAUUCAGAAGUAAAAGAAGAUGAAGAUAGAAUCAUCAGGAUAGCAUAUCACAUUUAUAAAACAAAAGAUGAAAUACAAACAGGUAAAAUAUGUGCUAUAUGUAUUGAAAAGAAUUUCAAUGGAAAGAGUGAAUACAUAACAAGUUGUGAUGAAGAAUUAUAUCAAGAAUUAGAAGCAAUACGUUAUAAAACAAUGUCAUCUGACAAAAGUAUAGAUGAAAAAUUUAAUGAUUUAAAUACACUUUUGUAUGGGUGUGAGAAAAUAAUUCAACCAACAUUAAAUGAAAUUAGAAGAAUGGAGUUUUGUUUUGUAAUUAAUAGAGUGAAUUAUUAUCUUACAAGAGAAGAAGAAUUAUUAAACAACAAAUCAUAUGAAGAAUUAAAAACAAUGACAAAUCUUAGGAAAAGAUUGAAUCACAUUGCUAUUAAAUACAAACAUUUGUAUUUAACAAAUACACAAAUUCUUCUUGGAAUUAGAAUAAGUCGAUGUAAAAUUCUUGUUGAUAAUAGAAAAUAUAAAACAAUAUUUAUUGAAAGUUCAAAUGUCAGAGAAUUUUAUAAAAAGAUUAAUAAAAGGUUAGAUGCAGAAGUACAGAUUCUUACAAACAAAUAUUCAUUCAGUGAAUUUCCAAUUGAAAAGAUUAUAAAAACAGCACAAAGUUUAAACCUAGAUAACAUUCAAGAUUCAAUAGAUAAAAAGAAAAAAGAAAUCAAUGAAAAAGAAGAAGAAAGAGAAAAGUUAUUGGGAAACGCAAUGACAGAAGUUGGAAAAGUAAUCAUAGAGAAAGUAGAAUCUAUAACAGACAUUGCCAUUUCAAUUUAUAAUACUGACUCAUUGAUACAGCAAUUUAAAAUAAAAGAUAUAAUAGAAUAUCUGUUUACACGAAAUAAAAUAGAAAAAGAAAAUACAAAUGAACAACAAAAAGAUGAUAAAAAAGAGAAUAAUAAUCCACCAAAAACUGAAACUAAUAGUAAAGAAAAGAAAUAA